UGGGGGCGUUAGUGGUUUCUCAUUUUUUAUCUCAAACACUUCCGUCAGUGGUGUCCGCAUUUCCUUCCCGACGAUAACCUUUUCGGGUGAUUGUUCUUCUUAGCUCACGCACGCGUAAUCCUUUCUCUCAUUUUGAUUCUUAACCUGAAGCUAUUCACAACUUAAUGUUUAGUUAGUUAAUGCUCUAACUCUUGGAAUCAGACUUGGCAAUGUUGGGUGGAAAUAAAAGUUGAGAACUCAACACAACAAUUACGAGAACCAAAAUUGAGCUGGGCAGGAAAGGUUCAGGACUCUAACCAGUUUUUACUAUAGGGGAGCACAAGGAAUCAUUCUAGAUUGGAUGACCCCAAAUUGAAAUAGAGUCUGUUAGUCAAGGAUCUCACCAUGCAAACGACAUCGUAUAGUCAUCCUCUAUUCUGUUUCUCUUGCAGAACAAAAUUGUAUUGCAGAAACAUCAGUACAAAUGGGAAGAGUAAGGGUUCUGUGAAAUUCCGUGCACCAUAUCCCUCUCAACUGGGUCGGAAAUGUGGAUUCAAUGGGAGACCUCGUGUUUAUAUUUCUCCCAGCCCCAUAAAACCAAACAGGUUGUAUGUGCUUCAUAACACAGGUGACAACCAUCCAUCUGCUUUUUCAGUAGAUGAUGAAAUGAACACAAACCAUGCUCCAAAUGGCAUGUCACCGACAUUUCUCAGCAACUGGUCACCUCCAAGGUACUUGUGGAGGGGGUUAUCAGUUUUAAUCCUGGCAGGGCAGGUGGUUGUCAAGACUCUAAAGGGAAAGAUUCAUUGGAGGAACACUCUUCAGCAACUGGAGAGAGUUGGUCCUAAAUCAGUUGGAGUGUGUCUUUUAACUUCGGCUUUUGUGGGCAUGGCCUUCACCAUUCAAUUUGUAAGAGAGUUCACCAGGUUGGGAUUAAAUAGAUCAGUAGGUGGGGUUUUAGCUCUGGCUUUCUCAAGGGAGCUAAGUCCUGUGGUCACAGCAAUUGUGGUUGCAGGGCGCAUUGGAAGUGCUUUUGCAGCUGAGUUAGGAACUAUGCAGGUUUCUGAGCAAACUGAUACAUUAAGAGUUCUUGGUUCAGACCCUGUUGAUUAUCUGGUGACGCCAAGAGUGUUAGCCACUUGUAUUGCUUUGCCCCUUUUGACCCUGUUGUGUUUUACAUUAGGGAUGGCAUCUAGUGCCCUUCUUGCUGAUGGUGUUUAUGGGUUGAGCAUCAACAUUAUCAUGGAUUCCGCUCAGCGAGCUCUCAGAUCAUGGGAUAUUAUUAGUGCAAUGAUCAAGUCACAGGUUUUUGGUGCUAUCAUAUCUAUUGUGAGUUGUGCGUGGGGAGUUACAACUUUAGGAGGUGCUAAAGGUGUUGGGGAAUCAACAACCUCAGCUGUUGUUAUUUCUCUUGUGGGCAUCUUCAUUGCUGAUUUUGCUCUUUCUUAUGUUUUCUUCCAAGGGGCAGGAGAUCAGCUAAAGAAUUGUGUUUAAGCAACUAAUGUUGUCUCAGGUGCAAUUUUGCUCAUACAUACAAAGUAAAUGGUAUGACUUUUCUAUAAGAGCUGUGAUAAAAUCUUUAGAAUUUGGAUCAGGUGCAUUAGUCUUGUUCUUUUCUAAGUUAUGGAUUGCUAGUCUUAUUUGUACAUAUUUUUGUAUGAUUGGGUGUCCUUCAAACAUGGUAAGGGCGUUUAUUUUUCUUCAAAUGUGCAUUAUUCUCUAAUAAUUCUUGUAAGCUACAAUGAACUGAUAUUUUGUUUUGUUAAAGAGGCUAUAAUGUUAUUAUCCAGCUGAUGGUCAAUUUGUAACGA
Glycine soja is the source of this 1790-nucleotide messenger RNA. Its product is annotated as protein TRIGALACTOSYLDIACYLGLYCEROL 1, chloroplastic-like. Bases 385 to 1473 code for a protein of 362 amino acids. The record is from RefSeq and is a predicted model, not a curated record. Lineage: Eukaryota; Viridiplantae; Streptophyta; Magnoliopsida; Fabales; Fabaceae. Gene Ontology annotation, cellular component: ATP-binding cassette (ABC) transporter complex. The transcript is spliced from 5 exons. Gene Ontology annotation, biological process: phospholipid transport.